Messenger RNA from Durusdinium trenchii, 3723 nucleotides. The record is from the annotation of a GenBank genome assembly. NCBI's taxonomy places the organism in Eukaryota, Dinophyceae, Suessiales, Symbiodiniaceae.
AUGCUCAAGCAGGUUAACAGUGCUUUGUGCAGAUCGUGCUACUACCUUAAGCGGGGUUCUUUGAACAACAUGAAGAUGAGUGAGCUCAUCACCAACUUGAGCGAAAACGAGAGUUUCCGGGACAAGUACGAUCGAAUGCGAAAGGCCCAGGUUCAGUUCACCUGUGAAAAUCCAAGCCGACGUUACCGCCAUGAAAAGCCAGACCUCAAGACGUUGCUCGAAAAGAAGGAUGAAAGCUACGUGGACGUGUCUUCUGUAAUGACCUGGAUGUCCUUGAAGAAAUUCUGUGACACAAAUUACCCGGACACCAAGUUCAAAAACGACAGCCAGCGCAAAGCCUUCGUUGUGAAAAAAGGCUUGACCAUCCAGAAGGAUGAAGAUGGACGAGAUGGUAUUGCUGUGGCUGCUGAAGGUGACACUGACACCAAGCAAAUCCGUGUUGGCAAGAGGCUGUCAGCAAGCAAGAUCAAACGCCUCCAGUACGAAGAGGAUGCUGACAAGAAUGAGAUCCAAGCACAGAAUCUGAAGAACGCCUCCAAUCUCAAGGAGGAUGUUGCUGCUGCGGUGGGUGAGGAUGGCGCCAGUGAACAUGAGGAAGACCCUGAUCAUGCCCCUGAGGAUGACAGCGACGCCUCCAGUCAUUUUGGCUUGGACACAGCCCCGGACAAACCGGCUGCGAAAUCGAAGCCAAAGGCAGUUCCCAAGACGAAGGUUAGUACAAAGCCGCAACCUCAGAACUUGGACAAGUCCCAUGAGAAGCACCGGGCAGCUCUGGCAGAGGCCACCAAAUUGUUGGGCACCUUGGCCCCUGUGAAUGCAUCUUCCAUUUGGAAAGGGGCCUUCAAGGACACAGACAUCAUGGCACGAUUGAAAAAAGUGUCGCAGUCUGCUUCGGCAUUGUCCCAACAGGCCUCUGCGAUGGAGGCAGGCGAGUUGAAGAACGAAUGUGAGGGUCUUGCUGGCCGCAUGGAGAAGAAGGUGGAUGAAUUGUCUACUCUUCUUGACACCCUCUCCCAAUUCCGUUCUGCAGCUGCCAAGCAGAAGGUUCUCAAUCUAGUGCAGGAUGAUCAGUUGUGUGGCAAGCUGGCGAAUGCCUGCCGUCUGAUGGAUGGUGAGUGCUUGUCAACGUUUUUGCUCCAUGUGGGGCGCAAGCUGCUAGAGGACAGCAGUGAUGGCCUCUUCAAGUUCCUUUCUGUGAACCCAGACUUUUUCCAGGGCACCAUCUUCAACCUUGGAAUGCUCUAUGGUUGCGAUGGGAACUCCGUCGUUGACAAGCUUCUUCUCAGAACUCAGUGCACCCUGGUUCAUGAGUUCAUCGAUGGUUUCAAGGCAAUGCCUUUGCCCAAGAUGCAGAAGAAGGCCCAGCACUACUUGACGAUUCUGAAUUGGGCGAACAAUGUCGAUAUAUUGAGGGCUGGAAUCGCUGAUGGUGACCUAUCUUUGGAAUCCAAGACGAAGAAGGAUGACAACGACACUGGCUUUUCAAUGCAGGCCCUCGUUGACCUGCAGAAUCUCAUUUGCUGCUUUCAGAUCUUGCACGCGGAAAACCAGGGCGUCAAACUUACCAACAGUCAGCGGAUCCACUUCAAAGAGGCGACGGCGUGCUUUGACUACAGUUCGCGGGUCUCUUUGGCGCUGAGACAAAGCCAGGUCAUGGCGGAAGGCAAGAGUGCUCUUGACAAAGGUCGCAUGCUUCAGAGUGCCAAGGAUCAGGUUUCUUCCGUGAAACAGCUACUCGAUCUCAUGAAAAAGUACGCCUCUGAGGGAAAGGAUUGGUCUGAGAUUACAGUUCCUGAUGAUCUUGCAAAGGCAUCUGAGCCUAGUCUUCUGGCCUUCGACACUGAGAUUGAAGACAUGGCCUCGUCAAUGGAGACGACAGACCCCAGCCACCAAGAGGCCGCUCAAGUGAGCUCAGACCUCAAAGCCACCUUUGAGGCUCUACGCACAAUCCUUGGCCCAGCUAUGCAAAGUGAUCUUGGCAAGAUUGACAAGUGGCUUGACAGUCUUUGGGCGGAGGAAGAUGCCGAAGCCGGUGCAAACAAGCGGCUGGUUCCAGCAAACGUCCAGGACCCCGAAUGGAAGAAACAGUUGAUCCUUCACGGUCAAUUGACCAAGCUCUUUGGUGGACCAAUUGCAGAGUCCGCGUCAGCCUUGGCAAACUUUUGCUUGUCCAUUGUGGAUUUCCAAGCAGAGGGCACUUCCUGCAAAGACAAGGAAGACUACGAGCUUCAUUUGCUGAAGCUUGGCUGCGCAUUGCAUGCAAAGUUGGCCCCGCUACCAGAAGUAGUCGGAUAUCACAAGGUGUACUUCCAGUUCAUCAGCUCUGUUUGUGGCUCCUGCAAAGCUGCGUGUCAACGGCUGUCUGAGUGCUUGAAUGCCCAGGGCAUCAAGUGGAUCCAUUCUCAGAUGCAGUCUGGCAUGGAUAUGAAAGCCGCUGCGAGCAAAAUGCAGGAAACCGUUGAUGUGGGCUUGACUCCCUAUUUGAGUAGUUGCCUGGCAACUUGCAGCGUCAACAUCCAGGACUUGGAAACGGUCGAUCUGGGCAACAGGCUUGGGGAUUUGGCCACUGUCAUGCCCCAGUACAUCCUGAUCAACUCUCUCAACAGAGAGCUCAUGAAAGAAAUCUCUGAAGCAAGGCUCACCGCUUGUGAUGCUUUUGUCACCAAAGUGGAACGCAACUUGGAAGAACAUAUUGACUCGGUCAAGAUCACACUGACUCAGCUCACCAAGCUUGAAGACAAGUACAAGUGUGUCAAGACGUGCGCCAAGAGUUGGUCUAUGACGGAUGUCUUGUGGAUCUUCCAAGACAGUGCUGACGUCGAUGCUGACCUGAAGAUGAUUCUCGAACACCGAUCCGAAGUGGCCGAGAUUGCAAAGGCUUCCGAGAAGAUUGUGGGAAUCUUCUGCAAGUCUGAGGCGUUCGAGAAGCUGGCCCACGACCUGAAAACCCUUGUGUGCAAAGCGAAGGCCCGUGUCCUUUUUUCUCCUGUGAAACUCAUAUGGCCGAACGUUGGAGGGUGGACGAAGGAGCAGGUUGAGUUCUAUUCUAUUCUGUUGUGCGUUCAGUGUUCAAACAGACCUUUGUUGACUGUUCCUGCUUUCAUUGCUCAGAUUCAGAUGUCCGAACAUUGUACAGAGUCAAGAGCAUCAUUGAUCACACUGUAUCACACUGCACAGUUCAACUCACAUCAAAGCAUUUCAAUACAUACCCUUCCUUGUGCAAUGACAUGUUGCACAGCAUUUCAAAGACUUGAGGCUCCAAAGAAACACUGUGUUGGAAUGAAAGCAGACCUGCGACAUGCAAAUCAUGUUCAGGAAGUCCGGGAGAGUGUGACGCAGACGGUUGCGGUGAUGGUCGUAGCGGAUGUCUUUUUGAAUCCCAAAUAUACAGGAAAAGCGAAGGAGGUCAUGCCCCAGACGCUCCAGUACAUUGGGACCAAGCUUGGCAUGACUAAGCAUGACUUGGCUGCCCUCUCGCCCAAGCUGGUCAGCCAGAUCGAUGAAGCCUUGGGUGGAAGUGAGACCAGCAGUCGGAGGAAGACAAGGACAUCCCAGAAAUCCACUGAUGGUGGUGCUGACGCUCCUACUGUUGAUCCGCCUGAUCACGCACCAGAAACUGGACCUGAUGCUGAGGAGAUGGUUGCCAAGAAGCGAAAGAAGACAGUGGCACCUGCGCCUAAGGCAUCUUCACAGCGGUCCAGAAAGCGCAAGGACGUAGACUAG